Messenger RNA from Propithecus coquereli (Coquerel's sifaka), 1545 nucleotides. It is a transcript of the gene URI1, whose product is annotated as URI1, prefoldin-like chaperone. The transcript is spliced from 11 exons. The record is from RefSeq and is a predicted model, not a curated record. NCBI's taxonomy places the organism in Eukaryota, Metazoa, Chordata, Mammalia, Primates, Indriidae. Gene Ontology annotation, molecular function: transcription corepressor activity; phosphatase inhibitor activity; chromatin binding. The coding region runs from base 184 to 1545 and encodes 453 amino acids. Gene Ontology annotation, biological process: negative regulation of transcription by RNA polymerase II; negative regulation of phosphatase activity.
UCUUCCCCGGCCUCGGCCUCGGCGCCGCCGCGCGCCCCGGAGCUGGCGAGGCUGCGCGAGGAGCAGGAAAAGGUGGUCACUAACUGCCAAGAGAAAAUCCAGCAUUGGAAGAAGGUAGAUAAUGACUAUAAUGCCCUGCGAGAAAGGCUCAGGACCUUGCCUGAUAAGUUGUCUUAUAAUAUCAUGGUACCAUUUGGCCCCUUUGCCUUCAUGCCAGGAAAACUCGUCCACACUAACGAAGUCACUGUUCUACUUGGGGACAACUGGUUUGCGAAGUGCUCAGCAAAGCAGGCCGUGGGUUUAGUUGAGCACCGGAAAGAACAUGUAAGAAAAACAAUAGAUGAUUUAAAAAAAGUGAUGAAAAAUUUUGAAUCCAGAGUUGAAUUCACAGAAGAUUUGCAGAAAAUGAGUGAUGCAGCAGGGGAUAUUGUUGACAUAAGAGAAGAAGUUGAAAGUGACUUUGAGUUUAAAGCAAAACACCGAAUUGCUCAUAAACCUCAUUCCAAACCAAAAACUUCAGAUAUUUUUGAAGCAGAUUUUGAAAAUGAUGUAAAAUCCAAAGACUUGCUUGCUGAUAAGGAGCUGUGGGCUCGGCUUGAAGAGCUGGAGAGACAAGAAGAAUUGCUGGGUGAACUCGAUAGUAACCCUGAUGCUGUGAUUGCAAAUGGGGAAGAUGCAGCGUCUUCCGAAGAGGAAAAGGACGAUGGAAACACGCGUGUGGAUGUGGCGCAUCAAGGAGCAGCCCCUCUCACUCUCGGCAGUCGUCACGAGGAGGGGACGAGUGCACAACUGUUCAGUGGUCACACGCAUACUCAGUCGAACUGUUCCGUGAACGGUUCAAAUUCCUAUCACAGUCACGAAGAUGAUGAUGACGAUGACGAUGGUGAUAAUGACCAUGAUGCUUUCGGGGUUGGAGAUGAUUCUGUACCAACGAUAUACUUUUCUCACACUGUUGAGCCCAAGAGGGUCCGAAUAAAUACUGGAAAAAACACCACUUUAAAAUUCAGCGAAAAGAAAGAAGAAGCCAAACGCAAGCGGAAGAGCAGCUCUGGCAGUGGCCACUCUGCCCAGGAGCUGCCCGCGAUCAGGACUCCCGCUGACAUUUACAGAGUCUUCGUUGAUGUCGUGAACGGAGAGUACGUCCCUCGCAAAUCCAUCCUGAAGUCCAGGAGCAGAGAGAACAGCGUGUGCAGUGACACCAGCGAGAGCAGCGCCGCUGAACUCGAUGACCGACGGGGUGUUUUGCGGAGCGUCAGCUGCGAAGAAGCCACUUGCAGUGACGCUGGGGAGAACAUUCUGGAAGAGGAGCCACAGCAAGGAAAUCAUCAAAAGAAACUUCCGCCCUUAUCUGGAACACAUGAGGCUUUUUCUGGAACUGUAAUAGAGAAAGAGUUUUUGUCGCCCUCCUUAGCACCGUACCCAGCCAUAGCGCACCCCGCGCUCCCCACCAUUCCAGAACGGAAAGAAGUUCUGUCAGAAGCAUCAGAAGAAACUGUAAAGAGGGUUUCAAAGUUCAAAGCUGCCAGAUUGCAACAGAAAAACUAG